CUUUUUUGCAGAGGAAAGUGGAAAAGGCCUUUUCGAGUCUUUUACUGUAAAGAUAAACAAAUUAAAAGGGGCUUCUUUCCUCAUUGAAUCUAGCACACCAUGGGGAGCAAAUGGAGGAAAGUGAAGCUGGCUCUUGGGUUGAAUCUGCGUACUCAUCGUCUUCCAACAACCACUGACGGCGGCGACCUGGGCUCCUCCGCCUCCUCGGCCCGGCACUCCGACGCCGCCCUGCUCUCUCCGCCCCCCAGUUUCUUUAAGCCAUCUAAUAGCUUCAGCAGAUCUUCCAAGAAGACAUGCUCAAUAUGUUUGACCUCAAUGAGGCUCAGAGGGGGCCAGGCUAUAUUCACUGCCGAAUGUUCACAUUCGUUUCAUUUCCAAUGCAUUGCAUCAAAUGUCAAACAUGGAAACCAAGUUUGUCCAAUCUGUAGAGCAAAGUGGAAAGAGAUCCCUUUGUUGUGCCCCAGUUCAGAUCCUCCUCCUCCCUCGCCCAGAAGGACUAGAGUAAACCCUGUUUACCCACUUCAUCAAAAUCAAAACAUUGCAAUCCCUGAGCCGACCGUAUUUGAUGAUGAUGAAUCUUUGGAUGGUCAACCGGGUUCAACUCACAUAAUUGGUGACAAAGAAGAGAGAAAGAUGACAAUAAGUAUGUUCCCGGAAGUUCCCUCCGUUUCAAGAUUCAGUGCUUUGGAUAACUUCACGGUCUUGGUCCAUCUCAAAGCACCACCGCCUUCUGAUUCAGGUAAUAAAAUGGGUUGCAUAAAUCGCCCCCAUAAGACUGCUGCAAAAACACCACGUACCCCCAUUGACCUUGUCACGGUUCUUGAUAUAAGCGGAAGCAUGGUGGGUACAAAGUUGGCUCUCCUAAAGAGAGCCAUGAGCUUCGUCAUACAGAACAUGGGUCCCGCUGACAGGCUGGCAGUUGUCGCCUUCUCUUCGACAGCCCGCCGUCUCUUCCCGCUACGGAGGAUGUCCGACACAGGACAGCGUGCCGCCCUGAAAGCCGUCAACUCUUUGGUUGCGAACGGCGGAACAAACAUCACAGAAGGUUUGCGUAUGGGCGCCAAGAUAAUGAAUGACCGAAAGGAUAAGAACCCCGUCGGAAGUAUAAUACUAUUAUCCGAUGGUCAAGACACGUACAAGGUGAGCAAUAAUUCUGAGCAGCUCAUUCUUCCUUCUAGGUUUGAGAUUCCGGUGCACACGUUCGGGUUUGGUGGGGACCAUGAUGCUGAGUUUUUGCACAAUAUUUCAGAGAUAUCCGGAGGGACAUUUUCGUUAAUCGAAACGGAAGUCAUCAUCCAGGAUGCAUUUGCCCAGUGCAUAGGAGGCCUUCUGAGCGUUGUCGUAAAGGACCUGAAGUUAAGUUUGGACUGUGUUGACCCUGGAGUCUAUCUUGGAUCAUUAACAGCAGGCGGGUACCAAAACCGGGUUACAUCAGAUAAAAGGGCUGGGGCUAUUGAUGUCGGAGAUUUAUACGCUGACGAGGAGAGGGAUUUUCUCAUUUCGAUUAAAGUGCCAAUGAGUGAUGAAUCAACUUCGUUGUUGAAGAUCAAAUGUGUCUACACCUGCCCGUUGACCAAUAAAACUGUCAAUCUCGAGAGUGAAGAAGUUAUGAUCGGCCGACCAGAAGAGGUAGUGGCGGGAGAAACAAGUGUGGAAGUUGAGAGGCAGAAAAACCGGGUCAAAGCAGCAGAGGCUAUGGAGCAAGCACGUGCUUCAGCAGAGAGGGGAGACCUCAUUGGCGCAACGUCCAUACUUGAGAACUGUGAGAAGGCAUUAUCUGAAUUGGCCAAGAUUUGUCAUGACAAGAUGUGCUUGGGUUUGAGAGAAGAGCUGAGGGAGAUGCAGGAGAGGAUGCGAAGCAGACACGUGUAUGAGGCAUCAGGAAGAGCAUACAUACUGUCGGGACUGAGCUCACAUUCGUGGCAGAGAGCAACUAUACGGGGUGGUGAUUCUGUAUACAUAGACGGGUCGCCGAGCUUGUUUCAGGCUUAUUAUCAAACACCUUCGAUGCUCGAGAUGGUUACACGCUCUCAGGCUAAUACACUACUGGGCAGCCAGACGCUUAAUCUACCAGUAUGGCCCCACCUUGCCUCUCAACUGAGACCAAGGUAACCCUGAUUUGAGAUCAUUCAGGGGGGGGGGGGGGGGGGGGGCAAUGUAAUUUUGGGAGGAACUGUAUCUAAGAUGGGCAAGGAUAGUCAUUUAAGUUGCUUCAGUUCAUAUUUCUUUUGCCAAAUUUGACUUGCAAAAGAUAUACGUAGUAAUAAAAAAAGAAUGAAGGUGGCAAACUUAUUUGGGAAGAUCGAAUAAGUGAAUUUGGCAAAAGAAAUAGGUACAAAGGGCUGAAUUUCUAUCUGUCCUUGUUGUUAUUUUGGGGAGAGAGACAUCUUCUCAACUAGGGGAAAAUGUAAACAAUAAGCUCUUUCAUAUGCAAUCUGUUUGUUAUAAGUUUUGAUGCCAUUAUUUACUCUUUUAGGAACUAGAACAUCAUAUCAUUAAGCUUUAGAUGAGCUCAUUGUCUUAAGGAUGCAUCAAUACUCUACCCUGGUGUUGUAUUCAUGUCUUCGAUAUCGACACUUACAAGCAGACUUCAAUAACCACUGUACGAC
Molecule: messenger RNA, 2609 nt
Organism: Cuscuta europaea
Lineage: Eukaryota; Viridiplantae; Streptophyta; Magnoliopsida; Solanales; Convolvulaceae
Source: the annotation of a GenBank genome assembly